GCAAAGCCUGUGCCUGGGUGAGGAUACAGAGAGUGGCCAGAGCAAAAGGGACAGAGAAGAAAAGGCCAGUGUUUCUCCCGCAUUAUCCAUUAACCAGUUUCGAGGAAUAAGGGAGUGAUUCAAAUUAGGCUGUUCAGGACGAUUCUAGGUCAGUAGCGAAAGGGAGAAAGAGAAGAGAAAAGCACAUUGUCACUAGAGAAAAACAAACAAAAGCUUUGACAGGGAAAGGCUGCAGCCACUCAGGCUUAAGUGGGAAAAUCCAAAGUGAGAGAGUAGGAUGGCAUGAGAGGAUAAAACAGGCAUUUUUUGGAAAGUACCAAAGGAACUCAGAAGGAAAAAAAGUAUAAGGGAUGUCAACAGAAGCCUAAGCUGUGAAGGAGUAGACAGAGAGGAAACUUUGCUUUGACAGACUGACACAGAAACCUGUCUGCAGGGUGAUUGCCGUCAACAAGAAAAAUGGAGAACUGUCCAUUCUUAGAAAGAUAGAAGAAAGGAUGUCACUGCCAGUUUUGCUGUUGCUAUCACUCUUGACUGUCCAAUGCAGUGGAUGUGGCUUUGACUUGGAAAGUGUGAGAAACAUUAGAGCAACUAUCGACUCUAAUACGAUUGGAUUUCGGACGGUGUUCCCUAAAGAUUACUCUGUAGUACACCACUACACAAAUAGCAUGCUUUGUGACAGUCCGUGUUGUGUGUUCCCUGCUGCAAUUGUCCUCUUGGAUUCCUGGAAUGUGCUUCUCAUAAACCUCUGGGAUGAACACUUACAUUACUCUUUAAUCCAGGAUAUAAGGCAGACACUGGCUAAAAUUAUUAAUAAGAACAGAAACACACUGAGAUUCCAGGAGGAGACAGACUUGGCCCAGUUCUGCACAGUAACUUCCUCUCCAGAAGAACUCCUCAAUCUAACAUCAAAACUUUUCACUCAAUGGAUCAGAUUCGGGUGCGAACCUUCGAUUGAAACUUGCAUCCCGUCCACUUUGCCGCCCUCUACUGAAAGGAAGGACUGCGGUCCAUCAAGGGCCAGACUCUUGACCACCCGAGCUAUCAGAAGCACGGAGGACGGACAGCCUGACAUGAUGAUAGACAUUACACAGCUUCAGUCCAGUGGCGGUCCUCUAUCCCUAUCAUGUGCCACAUCUGUCUGGAGCCCCUUGCUAUUUGGACUCUACUGGUGGCUGCUGCCGUAGUUACUAAAAAGGAUCUUUUUGAUGAUGAAGCACAACAGAAUGCAAGAUAUUUUCCUGGCACUGAAAGAUUGUUUCUUAUAUUUGUGUCUUUGUGUUUAAGAUAGUAAGCUUUGUUAAUAUGAAGUAAGAUGCACAGGUUGCAUUUAAUGUCCAAAGUUAAUGCAAAUAGCUCAGUUCACUGUCCACAAGAGCUCUGUAACAACUGAUAUCACAGAUAUAUAACGUAUAGCCAUUCUCCCUAGAGCAGGGCCACAAACUCCAGCUAGCUAUGCGCUCUAUGCUAACAAGAGUUAAAUGCUGAGCAGCCCACUGCACAUAAGCCUCAUCUAUUGAUGUGGACAUCAUCACUGUUUACAAUGAAUGUUAUGUAAAUGUAAGAUAUUAUAGUCUGUGGGUGUUUAAUUUUUAUAUAUAAAUGUAAAUUAAAGACAUUUAGGUACAUGCAUUAUUAGUUUUGGUUUAACUUACCAGGAUAUAAAAUCCCAAAGGUUGUAAGCAAAAUAUAUUUAUUAUGGUGUUUCCUGUUUGUCAGUAUUGAUAAAAAGCAUUUACUCAAGUUCUGUACUUAAUUACAGUUUGAGGUACUGGUUUUUACUUCUAUUCAACUCCUGUUCUGAGUGAAUUAUUGUCAUUUUUACUCCACUACAUUUUUUGACAUUUCUAAUUACUGGUUACAUGUCCAAUCCAGAUUUUUCAUGUAAGACAUAUUAUUAUUAUUCUAUAAAAUAUGAUGCAUAGUUAGAAAACUACCUAAAAAUGUAUUAGCCUACAGUAAAGCUUAAAAUCAGCUCCAACAGUGAAAUGCUUACACACUGUUGCAUCAACGGUGCUUAUCUAAUAAUAUAAGUAGUAUAUGGAGUAACCGUUAUAGAGAACAAAUUUCAGCAUUGAAUACUUUUACUACUUAAGGUACAUUUAACUAGCAAUACUUACAAUACUUUACUUUUGUAUAACUUUUGAAUGAAGGGCUUUUACUUGUAAGAGUAUUUUAGUGUGGUUUGUUAUUUUUGCUUCAGUAAAAUAUUCAAGUAUGCUCUCCAGUACCGUUCAUCAGCAAUAAUACUAGUUAUUCACAUAUUUUGUAGACUUUACUAUAUUUUGUUUAUGACCUAGCAUUCCAUCUGUCCACAUUCACAAAAACUCAACAACAUACUGUCAGCUCUAUGUAAAAAUCCUUUGCAAAUGUUUUGUAACCCUUAAAAAAAUAAGAGAGGAAUGGCAGAGGAAUGUGCUUUGUAUGGGAGUUGAGCCUCUCCUGUUCUACCUCCUGUCAGGAGCCUAGUAAGUAAUUAAUGUGGACUUGGUGCUUGCACUUGCCCCUGCUUGCACACACAAUGUGCGCGGGUGUCUACCUUGUGAUCUUCUUUGUGGUU
Messenger RNA from Monopterus albus (swamp eel), 2557 nucleotides. RefSeq lists its product as uncharacterized. The coding region runs from base 495 to 1184 and encodes 229 amino acids. The transcript is spliced from 5 exons. Lineage: Eukaryota; Metazoa; Chordata; Actinopteri; Synbranchiformes; Synbranchidae. The record is from RefSeq and is a predicted model, not a curated record.